AUACAUUAUCAACUGGGACCAUCCCACCACACUGGAUGAAUAUGAACUGUUUGCAUUGCAACUGAAUCCUUAAUAAAAAGAAAAUAUGGCUUCGAAUUCAAUUUUUCUGAAUCUACAAGAGAAAAUGCUCAGUCAGCUACAUGCAUUGACAAUAUUUUAACGAAUUAUGAAUUUGAAGAUGGAUAUAAAUUUUGUCUAGAUCUAGGAAUUUCUGAUCAUUCAGCAUUAUUCAUUGAGCUACCCCGAGCAGGUAGAGAAGUCCCAUGUAAAAAAGCUUAUGUAAAAAGGAUCUUCAACCAAGAAACUUUGACUCUAUUCCAUGAUAAGCUCAAGGAGACAGAAUGGCACUUUGAUAAAAAUAUUUCAUGCACAGCAAAUUUUGAAGCAUUUCUAGGGGAUUUUCUAAGUGUUUUCAAUGAAAUGUUUCCACAGAAGACUUAUUUUAAUAAAAUGACAAAAUUAAAAUGGAUCACUAAAGGUAUGAAAAUCUCCAGUGCUAAGAAAAGGCAGCUACAUAAGGAACCAAGACAUAAUAAAAAAAUUGAAUUUAUUGAAUAUGUUAAACGAUACAAAAGUACAUUUAAGAAAGUUGUCAAAGCAGCAAAGCAAAUGACAAAUAAUAAAUUAUUCUUAAAACAUGAGAAUAAAUCAAAGGCAGUGUGGUCAGUUGUAAAACACGAAUUAGAUAUCAAAGCCUCUAGACAUAGAAUUAGUACAAUUAAGCUUGAAGAUGAGAUCAUUGUAAAUCCGGCUAGAAUUUCAGAAUGCUUCAAUGAGUUCUUCAUUAAUGUAGUGAAACCAGAGGUUAAUAUUGCAGAUUAUGAGAACAAUGUAUGUCCCUUUGGACUAAAUCAUAAUUCUGAAUGCCUCUUUAAAUUCAAAACAGUUUCAACAAUAGAUGUAGAAAAAAUUAUAUUAAAACUAAAAAACAAAAAUUCUGCAGGUUGGGAUGGAAUACCAGCAAAAGCCCUUAAAUUUGUGUGUAAAAUAAUAGGAUACCCACUAUCUAAAGUAAUAAACCAAUCCUUUGAACAAGGAAGCUUCCGAGAGGUACUGAAGUAUGCAGAAGUAAAACUGUUGCUCAAAAAAGGAUCAAGAGAGGACAUGGGGAAUUAUCGUCCCAUCUCCCUCCUUCCAGUCCUAUCAAAAAUCUUUGAAAACGCUGCUGCUAUGCAGAUUCAAAAUUUAAUGGAGAAAUAUGAUAUUAUUACGGAAAACCAAUUUGGUUUCCAGCAUGGCAAAAGUACUACUGAUGCAAUUAACAAGUUUAUCGACAAGAUCAGCACAUCAUUAGACAACCAUAAUAAAGUAGCAGGAAUAUUUUGAGAUCUCACAAAAGCCUUUGACUCUGUAAAUCACGCACUGCUCAUCUAUAAGCUUGACAAGAGUAAUGUUCUAAAUUGGCUUACUUCAUACUCAUCAAAUAGGAAACAAAGAGUGAUUGUCUCAUCAAAUGCAGGAAAUUACUAUUCAAAAUGGAAAACAGUAGCCCAAGGUGUCCCUCAAGGCUUGAUUCUAAGACUUAUUUUGUUUUUGUUCUAUAUAAAUGAUUUACCGAACAAUAUAAAUGCUCCAUUGAUUUUAUUUGCAUAUGACACAUCUGCAUUAACUGAAAACCAGAAGCCCAAAAAAAUCCCUCUCUACAUAAUAAACACAAUGAACAAACUAGAAACAUGGUUCCAACUGAAUGGAUUAAGAUUGAACGUCCGCAAAACCCACAUCGUCCAGUUCAGAACAAAACAGUCAAAGCCCCAAGAAAUUAAAAUAACUCAUAAAAAUCAGGAUAUAGAAGAAGUGGAUUCUGUCAAGUUUUUAGGGUUAAACUUAGAUAAAAAUUUAAAUUGGAAUAAACAUGUUGACGACCUGCUAAACAAAUUAUGUAGCUUUGCAUUUGCUAUGCAAAUAUUAGCUGGUGCAACAGACACGAAUACAAGGAAAAUUGCAUACCACAGCUACUUUCAAUCAGUUGUAAGGUAUGGUAUUAUUUGUUGGGGAAAUUCAAGCAAUAUAUUGCGCAUAGUAAAGUUGCAGGAAAGAAUAAUAAGGAACAUGUGUACUGCCCAUCAAAUGGUUCAAAUGGCUCUGAGCACUAUGGGACUUAACAUCUGUGGUCAUCAGUCUACUGCCCAUCCAAGGACAUCAUGUUGCCUACUAUUUGAAAAACAACAGUUAUUAACAGUUCCCUCCUUAUACAUCUAUGAUAUUAUCAUCUUUCUACAUAGCAAUUUAGAGUUAUUCGAGAAAAACUGUUUCAAUCACACAUAUAACACGAGAAACAAAGACAAUUUUAUGCUUCCCACUAAUCGCUUAAAUCUAUAUGUGCGGUCUCCUUAGUAUAUGGCAACGAAAAUUCAUAACAAGCUAAAAGGAAAGAAUGUUCUGAGUAUGAACCUAGAGACACUGAAAUCAAAGCUAUAUGAUAUACUUGUCAAACGCUGCUACUACACUGUUGGGGAGUUCAUGAAGGAUGAACUGAACAUUUGAGCAGGAUAAAUCUACAUAUAGUCUUGUGUGUAAAUGUAGCUAUCCUUCACAAAAAGGAGGAAAGAAAAAUAAAAGUUUAUAUUAAUGUUACAAUUCUUUGUACCAAUUAGGCCUAAGUUAAGUUAUCCAUUUUUUUGACCUGUCUC
This is a messenger RNA of Schistocerca serialis cubense, 2630 nucleotides long. RefSeq lists its product as uncharacterized. The transcript has 2 exons. The record is from RefSeq and is a predicted model, not a curated record. The coding region runs from base 421 to 1326 and encodes 301 amino acids. Lineage: Eukaryota; Metazoa; Arthropoda; Insecta; Orthoptera; Acrididae.